Elgaria multicarinata webbii is the source of this 1944-nucleotide messenger RNA. Its product is annotated as vomeronasal type-2 receptor 26-like. Gene Ontology annotation, molecular function: G protein-coupled receptor activity. Gene Ontology annotation, cellular component: plasma membrane. Bases 1 to 1944 code for a protein of 647 amino acids. The transcript is spliced from 6 exons. Lineage: Eukaryota; Metazoa; Chordata; Lepidosauria; Squamata; Anguidae. Gene Ontology annotation, biological process: G protein-coupled receptor signaling pathway. The record is from RefSeq and is a predicted model, not a curated record.
AUGCUGCCUGCCUUUGCUUGCUCUGCAAGCGUUGGCCCAAACUCACCCGCGCGCAGCAGCAGCAGCAAGAGAAGCGCAGCCGCGCCGCUGCGCCAGUACACGAAGCGCCCCGGGAGGAGCCGAAACCCCAUCCGGACCGAGCGCAGCCCCACUUUCUCUCGCAGGCAUCUGGAGGAGGGACCCGAAAGCGCAGAUUCAGCACGGCUGGAGUGGGGGGCCACCUGGGGGUUGCUCAAGGCCAAAUGCCCCUUGGCUCUGGGAACAGAUGGAGUAGACCCACCGAAUCAUUACAUACCAGGAGACCAUGUCAUUAGUGCGGUCAUCUCUGCAACACGUGCUAUGUUUCGACGAUACACUUUCAACAAGGCUCCCUCUGACGGAGUUUUCUGGAAAGGAUCUACGGAUUACUGGAAGAUCCUGUCCUUCUUGUUCGCCACUGAGGAGAUCAACCAGAAUCCCAGUCUCUUACCCAACAUCACCCUGGGCUACAGCAUCCAUGAGAACUAUUUCAAUGCAAGAAUGACUUCUUAUGCUCUGCUAGACCUGCUCUCUCCUGGGCAGGUGAAUAUUCCCAACUACACCUGUGGAAGGCGGAAUCGCCUGUUGGCACUUCUGGAAGGGGCUGAAUCCGACAUUUCCAUCCAGAUCUCAACGACUUUGGGCAUCUACAAAAUCCCGCAGCUUCACCCUUACUUGAAAAAUCCCCCGUUUUACAAUACUUCCCUCACUGAUGGAGUGUAUUUGGAGGAGAACGGAGACCUGGCAGCUGACUUUGACAUCAUGAACUGGGUGAAGUUUCCCAACAGGUCUGUUGUUAGAAUGAAGUUUGGGAGUCUAGGAAGACAGGAAUCCCCAGGCCUCAAGCUCACCGUGGACCAGGAGGCCGUGGUGUGGCCCCAAUGGUUCAACAAGCCCCUGCCUCCGUCCAGGUGUGUGGAAAGCUGUGGUCCCGGCUUCUUCAAGGUGGCUCAGGAAGAAAAGCCAGUUUGCUGCUACGACUGUGUUCUUUGUGCAGAAGGAACCAUCUCCAAUCGGGAAGAUGCAGAACGUUGCACCAAGUGCUCAGACGAUCAGCAUCCAAACAAGGACCGAGAUCACUGUAUCCCAAAGGAUAUAACCUUCCUGUCCUAUGAAGAAACAUUGGGGAUCAUCCUGGCUUCUCUUGCCCUAUUCCUGUCUUUAACCACAGGCUUGGUCUUAGGAAUCUUCUUUAAAUUCCUAGAAACUCCCAUAGUCAAAGCCAACAACCAGGACCUCUCCUACGUUCUCCUCAUCUCCCUCCUGCUUUCCUUCUUGUCCUCCUUCCUCUUCAUUGGCUGGCCAAAGAAAGCGACCUGCCUCCUCCGGCAAACGGCCUUCAGCAUCAUCUUCACAGUUGCCGUCUCUUCACUGUUGGCCAAAACAAUCACUGUGGUGUUGGCCUUCCUCGCCACAAAGCCAGGCAACAGGGUUAGGAGGUGGCUAGGGAAGAGGUUGGCCAACUCUAUAGCCAUUUCAUGUUCUGGUGUCCAAGUUGUCAUCUGUACCCUUUGGCUGGGAUUCUCUCCCCCGUUUCCAGAUUCUGACCUGCACUCCCAGCCUGGAGAGAUCAUCCUGCAAUGCAAUGAAGGAUCUGUCGCCAUGUUCUAUGCUGCCCUUGGCUACAUGGGCUUCCUGGCUGCCAUCUGCUUCACGGUGGCCUUCCUAGCCAGGAAGCUGCCUGGGUCCUUCAAUGAAGCCAAGCUGAUCACCUUCAGCAUGCUGGUCUUCUGCAGCGUCUGGGUGUCCUUUGUGCCCACCUACCUGAGCACCAAGGGGAAAUACAUGGUGGCCGUGCAGGUCUUCUCCAUCUUGGCCUCCAGUGCUGGGCUCCUGGGCUGCAUCUUUCUUCCCAAGUGCUACAUAAUUAUACUGCGGCCAGAUUUGAAUACAAGGGAACAUCUUGUAAUGAAAACCAAAAUAUAA